CAAAGAUGGUAACGUAGAUGUUAGCUGUUAAUAAAUAAUGUAGAUGUUAACAGAGAUUUUAGCUGUUAACGAAACAUGUUCCCGAUGUUAACAGAUGUGUUAGUUGUUAAUAAAUAUACGUAUCAGAGGUGUUAAUAGACUUAUAGAUUUUCAACUUUCUUUUUUAAAAAUCAAAGUAGAUUAAAAUAUAAAAAAAUAAUAGAUUUUCUUUCAACAUUCAUUUAAAUUACAAGGAGAAAAAAAGAAAAAGAGAAGAGAACAAACAUAAUUGAAGAAAGAAAGAGAGAGAGAGUGAGUUUCUAACGAAAAUGAGAAAAAAGCUGACACACCCACAUGCAAGAAGGAGAGAGAAAAGGGCAAUUUCGUCAUAAAAAAAGAAUAAGUCCCAUCAGGGGCAUUUGCCUAAUAUAGGCUCCCAAAAGGGUGUGGGAGCAAAUUAUCUCUAAAUACAAACAGAUUACCCUUUAUUAAAGUAGUAGGUAUUAAAAAGGAAGGGGAAAGAAGUAAAAAAAAAACACGUGGCAGUAUUGUUGAGAAGUGGAAUAGCGACUACAAAUACGCAGGAAAGAUCUCCUCCUUCGUCUUCUUCUUCUUCGUCUUGUUCGAAUCAGAGCAGAAGAAAGGUCAUCAUUUUCCAGCGCGUCGUCUCUCUCUCUCUCUCUCUCGAUCUCUCGAUCUCGUUCAAGAAGUUAAAAGAAGAGAGUGAAGGUAGUUAGAAAAAAAAAAAGGAAUAAAAGAAGAGAUGCCUUUGAAUUUCGGCAACGAUGUUGAUGGAUCUUCCCGGAUUCUUUUGACUGAGCCUCGCGGAUCUGUUGCUCAGGUGCUUCUGUUUGGAGGACAAGUCAUCUCUUGGAAAAAUGAAAGGAGGGAAGAGCUGCUUUUUAUGAGCAGUAAGGCUCAGUAUUUGCCUCCCAAGACCAUCAGAGGAGGAAUACCUGUUUGCUUUCCACAGUUUGGAAACUUUGGUGGACUUGAGCGACAUGGAUUUGCCCGCAACAGGUUUUGGUCUCUUGAUGACGACCCUUCUCCUCUGCCUCCUCCUGCUAACAAACAAUCAUCAGUUGAUCUGAUUUUGAAGUCCACCGAAGAUGACCUCAAGAUCUGGCCUCACAGCUUUGAACUCCGUGUUCGCAUCUCUAUCAGCCUUGGGAAACUUACUGUGAUCCCUCGUGUGAGGAACAUUGACGCAAAGCCAUUCUCUUUCAUGUUUGCUCUUCGAAACUACUUACAUGUGUCUGACAUAAGUGAAGUACGAGUUGAGGGUCUGGAGACACUUGAUUAUCUAUACAACUUGAAGGGUAAAGAGAGAUUCACCGAGCAAGCAGAUGCAAUUACCUUUGACGGUGAGAUUGAUAGAGUGUACUUGAACACACCAACAAAGAUUGCUGUCAUAGACCAUGAGCGGAAGAGAACCAUCGAACUGCGAAAGGAAGGCAUGCCCAAUGCAGUUGUGUGGAACCCUUGGGACAAAAAGGCAAAGAGCAUAGCUGAUCUGGGAGAUGAAGAUUACAUGACGAUGCUGUGUGUAGAUUCUGGAGCUAUCGAACCUCAGGUUCUGUUGAAGCCUGGUGAAGAGUGGAAAGGAAGACAAGAACUCUCUAUCGUCUCGUCGAGCUACUGCAGCGGACAGCUUGAUCCACGCAAGAUUCUUUACGGAGAUCACUGAUCCGAUCCCUUUUUUUUUUUGCUUUGUUUGUUUGCUUACCGAGUUAAAACAAUAAUAAGCACAUGAUCUCGUCGUCAGCUUCUUCUCAUGUUUCAAAAGACAAUGUUUUGAACUUGUUAGGAAGAAAGAGAGGUCAUAUAUUGUAACGUUGACUCUAGUGAAACUAAAAUGGACCGUCGGGAGUUGAGUUACUUUUGAAUCGUGAAACCUUUCUUUAUAUGGCACAUUCGUCAAAUAUUAUCAUCUCAUCUGUCUACA
Molecule: messenger RNA, 1924 nt
Organism: Eruca vesicaria subsp. sativa (arugula)
Lineage: Eukaryota; Viridiplantae; Streptophyta; Magnoliopsida; Brassicales; Brassicaceae
Source: the annotation of a GenBank genome assembly